CCAAAAGUGACAACAUAUUUCUCCAAACGUCAGCUCGGACUAGAUUUAUGAAAAACUACUCGGUUCAUAAGGUUUUAUAUUGUCAGGCUUGCUCGGUUAAUUUACAUCAGAUUUUUGGGGUUUUACUUUUCAAACAAAUGUUAAUGAUUCACCAAUAGUAAACACAAAUCUCGUAAAUUGAUAGGAGCUGUAAACCGCUACUGAGUGUGGUUUCUUUGUGGCGACAGUCAGCCAGGGUUCCAUUCAUAGCCAACCAAUCAGAGUGCAGUUUGUAGGGCAACGCGGCCAAUAGCAGGCGCUGUUAUUGUUUAGCUCCGAUGCGUCUACGGAGAGACAGUAGCAAGUGGGCCGCUUUGUUGCUAACACAAUUCAUUCAUGUUUUUGCUUAUUUUAUUAUUAAAUUAAGAUAAAGUUUCGCUCGCCGGAGACGGAUUUUGUUCGAAAUACAGCGCACGGGUUUUUGUUUAGCGGAAAAUUAAGUGAAAGUGGCUCUUUAAUUAGCUAAACGUGUGUUGUUGGGCUUGGGCUACAUUGUUAGCAACUAGGCGCCGUUUGACAACAGCGCUAUUCGGGCACGUUGUCUGUGUUGUUGUCUGAGAGAAGAGCCAGGUACGCUUUCAACAUCCUUAAGCCCAAAAAAAAUCAAAAUCAAACGCAAUCUCUAAGAAGCCAUGGCCGAAUUCCUUGAAGAUCCGUCGGUCCUCACCAAGGAUAAGCUCAAGAACGAGCUGCUGGCCAACAAUGUGGCUCUGCCGAGCGGGGAGCACAAGAAGGAAGUGUACAUCCAGCUCUACCUCAAGAACCUGACCGCGCUGAACACCAAGAGCAGCCCGCCACCCCCGGACCCCUUCUCCAGCGACGAUGAGCUCCCCACCCCCGUGGUCUCCAACAGAAGCCGCUCUGGGAGAAAGGCCGCAAGGAAGACGGACAGGCCUCGCACUGAGGAGACAGACGUGACCGAAAUUACGGAUGAGGACUUGAGGGAACAGCUGGUAAAGCAUGGCGUGAAUACUGGACCCAUUGUGGAGGCUGUCCCAGAGAUCACCGCCCUGGCAGACACUAACCAGAACGGCAACACCCAUACUGACCAGUACAGUGACAAGGAAGACGAGGAGAUGGGUGCUCCUGAGCCUCCGCCUGUUGUAGAGAGAGCCAUAAGGAGCCGCGGCAAAAUCCCCGUCACCACCAGGACCAGCAGCAGAAGGCAGACCAAGGUGGUGGAGGAGACCCUGGCUAGCGGGGACCAGACGCCUACCAAAGGCAGCGAGAGUGUGGUGGAAGAUAUCCUUGCCAAUGAAUUCAGCACGCCCAUGGGCAUCAGCGCCACCUGCAGGCGGCCCAUAAGAGGCGCGGCGGGCCGACCGCCGAAGCCCAGUGAGUACUGGCUGGACGAGUCCCUCCUGAAGCGCAGCGCCCAGAGGGAGAGCCGCCCCUUCAGCUCCGAGUCCCUCUCCAGAGGCUGCGGGGACGCCGCCUCAGAGGGCUCGGGCGGGAAGGCGGCGGCGGCCUGCUGCGGCGGCGGCGGCGGCUUCCUUUGCGGCGUCCUGCGCUCGCUACUGUGGCUGCUGCUCCUGGCGGCGGUGGCGGGCGCCGUCUGCUACGCCUACACCCACCUGGACGCCAAGCGGGUGGGCACGGAGCUCAGGGGCCUCCUGGACAGCGUGGUCACCCCUCUCCAGGGGGCGGUGGACCACGCUGUGGCCCACCUCGGCCUCGGCGCCGCCAGCACCGCGGACGGAGCCGGCAAGUAAGGACACCAGCACCCCCGCCCCGCCAAGCCCAGCCCAGCCCAGCUCCCCUGCCCCCCCCCCCCCCCCCCCUUCCAUCGCCACGCCCUGUGUCAUUUCCUGCCAUGCGUCGACCGCAGCGCAGCAGUUAACCUGGAUAACCUCAUUUGAUAAAUCGUUAAAUCAAGGACACCGUUUUACGCGGGUGGACUCUUUCUCACGCCGCUAAUUUGUGCAAGCUUUUUAUUUUUUCAUUUCUUUCUCCUGUUCUCUCUUUCAGCUUUUGGUAUUAAAAAAAAUAACAGGAAGGGGGAAAGAACCACAUAUUUUAGGAUGUUUUUAAUCCGUGUGAAUUGUUUGUCUUUGUCUCCAUCUUACCCGUAUGUGUAGAAAUAGGCGGAGAAGGAAAAUGGCAGUUAUUAUUGCAUGUUUGUAUUUUUUCGAGAUGCCAUCGGUCUGUAACGGCCGGGGCUGAGGCUUAUUCUUUCUGACUGCGCGACGCCGGACACUGUGGGCAGCACCUGGUGCCCCCCCCCUAGCCCCCCACCCCCCCACCGCCUCCUAUUUUCAAAGCACACCGUGAUGCUACUAACCACAGCGUCUCUACCACAUGUGUUUUCUAUGUAGACCAUAAUUUGAAUCUACUGUGUAGUUGUAGAGCUAGAUAGAAUGCCUCAUUAUCGCCGCCGGGCGCAGGCCGGCCCCCCUUGACCUGCGCCCGGCGGGGCACGGGAGCAUACUAACCGAUGUACAAGAUGUGAUGUUUUACGUUCGGUGACUAGUCACCGGCAAUGCUCGGCUGAACGCUGGCCUCAAGGCUAGCCUGAUAGAACGAGCAGAAGUUAGGACGCGAGCAUCGGCGCGUAGGGCUCGAGAUUUUACACUGCCAAGAGGCGAUGCCGUCGAAAUCUCGAUUUUGAAUUGAACGCAUACAUUCUAAUAAUGUGCCCAAAUGCCAUUGGUUAAAGGAAACGCGUUUUUGAAUCCGUACCAGGCAGCGGUACGUACAGGAUGUGCAGCCCUGCCCGAGUGCCCAUGUGAGUUGACAUGCAUUGGUUUUAGUGCUUUGUUGUGCUUUUUGAAAAGGUUUCUGAUCCUUCAGUCCCAUCGGCAGGACUGGCUGUGCAGUGCACCCACAUAAUCCAUCUCCCUGCCCACAGAGCCACGGAGGAAGCUCCACACGGUGGACUUUCACUUUCACUCUUGACUAAGGCUGCCUAAUGUAAAUCAGAACAAUUUUAACAAAUUGUCGGCGACACGGGUCCUUGACCACCACAAAGAGGAGAGCUUGUUUGGGUGCACGGAGGGUGCGUUCCAAAAGAAUAGGUAUCUUUGUUUGUAUUUUCAUAAUUUUCUAAUGCGGUGCGUUGAGACCAUUUUAUAAAAGCCAUGUACUAAGUGAAAGCAGUAUGUACAUGGACCCGGAGAAACACAUUUGAUUUGGUCUUUCAUAUGGCAGCUAAUUGGGAUUAUGUGGGUAAGGAUUUCAAAUCUGUUUUUAUUUAUGAUGAUGUAGAUGGUAUAUCAUGAAAUAAACUUUGUAAUUGAGAUAUUCGUUGCCAUUGUGUCUUUUUGCUGCCUAGAUGUAAGGAGUCCAUCAAAUGAUAAA
This is a messenger RNA of Gadus chalcogrammus (walleye pollock), 3336 nucleotides long. It is a transcript of the gene tmpob, whose product is annotated as thymopoietin b. The transcript has 6 exons. Gene Ontology annotation, molecular function: DNA binding. The coding region runs from base 672 to 1751 and encodes 359 amino acids. NCBI's taxonomy places the organism in Eukaryota, Metazoa, Chordata, Actinopteri, Gadiformes, Gadidae. The record is from RefSeq and is a predicted model, not a curated record.